This is a messenger RNA of Notolabrus celidotus (New Zealand spotty), 1758 nucleotides long. RefSeq names its product connexin 30.9 (gene cx30.9). NCBI's taxonomy places the organism in Eukaryota, Metazoa, Chordata, Actinopteri, Labriformes, Labridae. Gene Ontology annotation, cellular component: connexin complex. Gene Ontology annotation, biological process: cell communication. Bases 283 to 1083 code for a protein of 266 amino acids. The record is from RefSeq and is a predicted model, not a curated record. The transcript is spliced from 4 exons.
GUGGGAUCCUGGAUUGAGAGGCUGCUGUGAUCAAGUCCGAGAGUGUAGUAAGUCCACACCUCACAGCCAACCCUCUGAGAGUAUCCAGGUGAGACCAAAGCCACUUAGCAUCAACGCAAGGACAGCUGGGACACGCUCCCUUUCCAGUCAGGGAACACCUCUGUUGUUAAGCGUCUGUGUCCAAGGUUGAGAACACAAAGAACCUCUCCCUAAAAGGUCUCCCAAAGAGGUUCUUCACCUUAAUCUUCCUUCGUCCCUUCCUCCACCCCUAAGGCAGCAACCAUGAAUUGGUCUGCUCUGGAGGCGCUCCUCAGCGGGGUCAACAAGUACUCCACUGUGUUCGGCCGCGUCUGGCUCUCCAUGGUCUUCGUCUUUCGGGUGAUGGUCUUUGUGGUGGCCGCCCAGCGAGUAUGGGGUGACGAGAGCAAGGACUUUGUCUGUAACACGGCCCAGCCGGGAUGCGUAAAUGUGUGCUACGACCACAUCUUCCCCAUCUCCCACAUCCGCUUGUGGGCCCUGCAGCUCAUCUUUGUCACCUGCCCGUCGCUAAUGGUAGUGGGACACGUGAAGUAUCGUGAGAAGAAGGACAUGCAGUACACUGCCUCGCAUAAGGGGGCUCAUCUGUAUGCCAACCCUGGGAAGAAACGUGGCGGGUUGUGGUGGACAUAUCUGGUGAGUCUGAUUUUCAAGGCUGGCUUCGACGCAGGUUUCCUUUACAUCCUAUAUUACGUCUACGAAGGUUACGACAUGCCCCGCCUGUCCAAGUGCUCCCUGGAGCCCUGCCCCAACACGGUGGACUGCUACAUAUCCCGCCCAACAGAGAAGAAGAUCUUCACCCUGUUUAUGGUGGUCUCCUCCGCCUUCUGCAUCUUAAUGUGUAUCUGUGAGAUGAUAUACCUCAUCUGCAAACGCGUCCAGAAACUCAUUCGCAGAAAGACUGAAGCAGAGAGGAGGUUGUUUGCUGAGAAUCACGAGAUGACACCGCUAGCAGCACCCAGGUCAUCGAUCAGACUGGAUCCCACUGCGUCCACCCAAAACCUCAGUAACAUCAAGAAAGAGCAGAAGCCGUCAAGGAAAAAAUAACAUACAGAUUACAUGGCAGCAGCCAUGUUGAAAAACUGAGGAAAGAACACAAGGGACGACUGCAAUCAAAUGCAUUCAUCAUCAGACUGAGUGGCUGCUGAACAGAAAAGAUAUCCAUCAAUCCAGGGAUUUCUGAUAGAGCUCUUUGUAAAUAUUAUCAUGUUAAAUGACUUUCUGCAGAAAUGCACACUGUAUGCAUGCAAACAAACCCCUCAAACAGAGAUUAUAGAGGGAACAUUUGGGUUUAGAGUAUUUUUAGAACUGAUUUGUGCUGUGAGUUUAAGGAAGUGUCUAUGUGUGUCUGUGUUUUUUUUUACAUGUAUUGUUUGCCAGUAGUAUGUUUAAGCUAUCAGGUGCGUUGUAAAUAUAACUGUAGGGACACAAUGUAAAAGGUUCCCAGGUCAAGUUAGUACAGUUGAGAGAGAGUAAGCGUUUCCCUGAUCAUACACUCCAACCCCAAUAAAUCAAACAAGAUAAGGCACACAGGACACUUCCUAUAAGGGGGAACAAAGAAAUCUACAGGAAGCACUUAAGGGUCUAUGCAAUAUGAAGAAAAUGCUCUCUUUUGUUCAUGAAUUACUUUGACUCCUGUUGACAUUUAUGUGGAUUAAAAAUGCUUCACAGAGUUGUUACAUGUAUAACAUUUAUACCCCUAAAAAGUUAGCUACACAUUUU